Branchiostoma belcheri (Belcher's lancelet) is the source of this 1231-nucleotide messenger RNA. Its product is annotated as methionine aminopeptidase 1D, mitochondrial-like. Gene Ontology annotation, biological process: proteolysis. The coding region runs from base 122 to 1072 and encodes 316 amino acids. Gene Ontology annotation, molecular function: metalloaminopeptidase activity. The transcript is spliced from 11 exons. NCBI's taxonomy places the organism in Eukaryota, Metazoa, Chordata, Leptocardii, Amphioxiformes, Branchiostomatidae. The record is from RefSeq and is a predicted model, not a curated record.
GAUUUUCCCGCCAUGGAUACGACGGGAGGUCAAAGGUCGAGGACAACAUGGCGGCCCAAGUGACCUGUUGCAAAGCAGGUUGUUGUUCAGAAAUGAGCUGACACAGAAGGUUGAAUUGGCCAUGUUGGGCGGCCCGUCUUUGCUGGCGAGCCUGGUAGUCCGGUGUCGGUCGUGUUGUCGUCUGCAGAGGAGGACGUUUUUCUGGAGAAGCCCGGCCAAGUUGUCGUACGACGUCGUGCGACCGGCGGAAGUUUCACCACGUAGAGACGUGCCCGGACAUAUUCAGAAACCUCCCUAUGCAGAAAGUGGAAUUGCCCCGUUAUGGAGAGAAGACAUAGAGAUAAAAGAUGAGGAAACAAUGGUAGGGAUGAGGGCAGCUGGCAAACUGGCGAGGAAGAUCCUGGUACUGGCUGGACAGAGUCUACAGGUUGGCAUGACAACCGAUGAGAUUGACAGAUUGGUCCACGAGUCCACUGUCAGCCAUGGAGCCUACCCCUCCCCACUCAACUACGGCGGUUACCCCAAGUCUGUCUGCACUUCUGUCAAUAACGUGGCCUGCCAUGGAAUACCUGACAGUCGGCCGUUACAGAAUGGUGAUAUCAUCAACAUAGAUGUUACAGUGUACUAUAAUGGUUUCCAUGGUGAUACGUCAGAGACAUUUUUGGUGGGAAAUGUUGAUGAAGCGGGUUGUACACUUGUUGAUGUGGCGAGGAGGUGCAGAGACAAGGCCAUCACAGUCUGCAGGCCAGGAACACAGUUCUGUGAGAUCGGCAGGACAAUCAGCUCUGUUGCGAAAGAGACAGGUUUGACGGUGAGCCCAAACUUCAUUGGACAUGGGAUAGGUGCCUUCUUUCACGGUCCUCCAGAGAUCAAUCAUAUAGCAAACAGCCUUCCUGGCACCAUGGAGGCAGGCAUGGCAUUCACCAUUGAGCCAAUCAUCAUGGAGGGGUCGCACCAGAUAACUAUUCUGGAGGAUGGAUGGACGGCUGUGUCUGUGGACAAUGGCAGGUCUGCUCAGUUUGAACACACAGUUCUCAUCACAGAGGAAGGAGUAGAAAUCCUCACUGCAUAAAUUUUAUUGAUACUGACUCAGGAAAUGUGAAAAUUGAUCGACAAUCUGGGGAGUUUCACUUUGACUAGAUACAAAUCUCAUUUAGACCUCAAAGAAGAUCAAAAGGAAAGUAUCCAAGAGAACAAGUAAUAAUAGCGAUACAGGCAAGUAAAACAGAGG